UCAAGGGCAUAAAGCUUUCAAUGUCGCUGAAGCAAAUAAAAAAAUUUGAGCUUCUGAACGACAUCUCGAUAAAUGUAUACGCCGCCCAGGAGAAGAAGAAGAAGAAGAAGGAAAAGGAAAAACUCAUGAUCGUGCCGAUACGACUCGCUGAUGAGAAGAAGUGCAAGCAUGUGAACCUGUUGUACAUACAGGAUCCACAGGACAACAACGUGGGACAUUUCACAUACAUCAAGAAUCUGUCUCGGUUGGUGAGCUCACAACUGAGCAAGAAGAUGCAUAAGAAGUAUAUCUGCGAUCGAUGUCUACAUUAUUUCCAUACCAACGAGAAAUUGGAGGCCCACACCGCGGAUUGUCAACGAUUGAAUGACUGCGCCAUCAUUCUGCCAAAUGAAGAGGACAAGUGGCUAAGUUUCACCAAUUUUAAUAGAAAGGAGAGAAUACCGUUCGUCGUGUAUGCCGAUCUGGAAUGUAUCCUGCAGAAGACGGAUGACAACCCGAAGCUGUACCAGCGUCACCAGGUAUUCAGCAUUGCGUAUUAUGUGCGAUGCAAUUACGAUGCGUCGUUAUCCGGGUACCGAUCUCAUCGCGAUACCGACUGCAUAGUGUGGUUCAUUGAACAAUUAAAAGAUUUAGCACAUCGCGUGAAAGUGAUUUUGUCGAGAAAUGUCCCCAUGGUAGAAUUAACACGAGACGAGCGCGAAAAAUUUAACAGUUCAACGCAUUGCCAUAUCUGUGAGAAACCGUUCGCGUCAGACGACACGAGGGUUUACGAUCAUUGUCAUCUCACCGGUCGGUACAGAGGUCCCGCACAUUCUAAUUGUAACCUCAAUUAUAAAGAUUCUUAUAUCAUUCCGAUAGUGUUCCAUAAUUUAUCCGGCUACGACGCGCAUUUUAUCAUUAAAGAAAUAGCUACCGCGUUCGAGGGCGCUAUCGAUGUAUUACCAAUAAACAAAGAAAAAUAUAUUUCCUUUACAAAACACGUUAACGAGUCAGAUGACAAAAAAUGGCAUAACCACGUGCAAUUGCGGUUCAUCAAUUCGUUAAAAUUUCUGAAUAGUAGUCUGGAUAAAUUGUCAUCAUUUCUCAGUAAAGAUAAACUCAGAAUCAUACGAUCAGAAUUUGCACACCUCUCUACCGACGACUUCGAUUUACUUACGCGAAAAGGUGUGUUCCCAUACGAAUAUGUGGAUUGCGCCGAAAAGUUGGAGGAUACUUGCUUACCAUCGCGAGAAUCGUUUUACAAUUCGUUAACCGGUAAUACGGUAUCCGAGAGCGAUUACGCGCACGCUGUCAACGUGUGGCAACGGUUCGCCAUUCGAACGCUCGGUGAAUACAGCGAUUUAUACUUGAAAACAGAUGUCUUGUUGUUGGCCGACGUAUUCGAGAAUUUUCGCGAUAGUUGCAUCAACAGUUACGGUCUUGAUCCCGCUUAUUAUUACACUUUGUCCGGUUUUACAUAG
Messenger RNA from Ooceraea biroi (clonal raider ant), 1460 nucleotides. RefSeq lists its product as uncharacterized. Gene Ontology annotation, biological process: DNA replication. Gene Ontology annotation, molecular function: nucleotide binding; DNA binding; DNA-directed DNA polymerase activity. NCBI's taxonomy places the organism in Eukaryota, Metazoa, Arthropoda, Insecta, Hymenoptera, Formicidae. The record is from RefSeq and is a predicted model, not a curated record.